AUGUCAUCCCGCAAGGUCCGGGUCAAGAAGCUCAGCAUCAAGACCGCCCUCCCCGUCCUCAGAGAGGACCAAAUCAACCCUUCCGAGUACGAAGCUCUCGCUCCCGAUACUCAAAUUGCCACCGGUGUCGAGCAAGCUGAAGAAAAGGAAUAUCAUCUGCAGACCAUCCUCAAGGAUGCAGGUACUAGCAAUGAUCAGGAAAUUCCCGUCCCGCCUCCCCAGGAGAGCGACAUCAACUAUGAUAGCCUCUACCCGAGCCAUUUCCACCAACCCACCUCGUAUAUCAGGUUCUCCCAGACAGUAGAGGAGUGCAUCAGCUGUCAGUAUGACAUGUCCACCGAGGAUGUUGAAUUCCUCAAAGGUUACAACUCAAAGUUCCCCGCCGACAGUGCCCUCUCCGAAGACGACUUCGAGCGCAUCAUUGAAGUCUAUGAGGACACUGCCACCGAACAGACGCCCUUUGCCGCCGUUGAUAAUACUGUCGUCCCAUAUGAUGUCAUGGUCCCCGGUCUGUCCCACCUUGGCUCGCCCGCGCUCAUGCAGCAUGCCAAGGCCAUAUAUGAGUACUGGAAGUUGAAGCGUCAGGAGGCCGGCAACAGGCCCAUCCACCCCACCCUCAAGUUUGAGACCCACCAGGACACUGACGACACCGACCCGUACGUCUGUUUCCGCCGUCGUGAGGUGCGCCAGACGAGGAAGACGAGGGCUCGCGACAACAAGAUUGCCGACACCCUGAAGCGCCUCCGCAAGGAGCUCGAUGAGGGCCGUCAACUCGUCCUCUUGUCGGCCGAACGUGAGGUGGUAAAGAGAGAACUCCUUUAUGCGGAUAGGGCCGUAUUUGAGGAACGCGCUCGGCUCAAGUUGAUGAAGUCCAAGCUCGGUAUCAAGGGCGGUGACGAAGAUCUCAUCCACCAGAAGCCCCAAAAGCGCAAGGCGCCCGAAGCCCCAGCCGUCCAGAGGCCUGUCGGUCCUCACACGCGCAUGCCUGUGCGACCCGAUGGUCGGACCGCCGACCCGGAUCUUGUAUUGCUCUCCGAUAAGCGCUCCGAGAAGGAGAAUGAAUUCCGUGCCGACAUUGAGAUGAAGGUUCAGAAUCACCGCAAGUGGAACCAGAACCACAUCGAUCUCACCCGAGACCCCUUGUCGCCUGUCAAGGAAGAUGGCAUGGAGCUCAAGUUCCGACCGGCAAAGACGCAGUAUCUCAUGACGCCGCCUGCAUCCAGGACCUCGGAGGACAUGGACCUGGACCACCAGGAGCCUGUGGCCCCUGCACCUGAAACUGAAGCCGAGGCUGAGCCCAUGGAGGUUGACAAGCCGACGCUGCCCAUCUUCCACUUUAAAGCGGGCGGUGCCGGUAAUCCGGAUGUGCACCAGCCAGCCUUCCGCCGCCGUAUAGGCCGGUUGAACCGCCUCUGGAUCGACCGGAGAGGCUUGCGGACCCCACCGCGGGAGCGGGAGAGUAACGAAUACUGCGACCGCUGGGCAUACGACUCGGACUCCGACGACGAGGAGCCACCAGUGUAUGAGGUUGACCCGUUCGACACGCGUGCGCUCAAGUUCCGGGCCAUGAUUCCGCUCAACCUAUACAUGCUCCGGCGGCCGCAACCGCAUCCGGAUGCCGCCGUCAUGAUGCAAGGGAACAGGGUAUUGCCGCCGCCAGCAGCAGGAGGCCCACAGCCACAACCACAGCAACACCAAGGACCACCGCAGCCAGUACCCCCGACAGUAGCAGCGGCAGCAGCAGUAACGGCGGCGGCUGUGGCAGGCCACGCGCAACCAACACCUCCACAACCACUACCACCACGGGUGGCAGCGCAGGCACCAGCCAAGGCGACGUCAUGA
Messenger RNA from Geosmithia morbida, 1842 nucleotides. RefSeq names its product enhancer of polycomb-like protein. Gene Ontology annotation, cellular component: piccolo histone acetyltransferase complex. The transcript has 3 exons. NCBI's taxonomy places the organism in Eukaryota, Fungi, Ascomycota, Sordariomycetes, Hypocreales, Bionectriaceae. Gene Ontology annotation, biological process: regulation of transcription by RNA polymerase II. The record is from RefSeq and is a predicted model, not a curated record. The coding region runs from base 1 to 1842 and encodes 613 amino acids.